GCCUCAUUGCAGAGUGAUGCAGAGGGUACGAAGCCUCGCAGCUUGCUUCCACAGCCAGGGCAGCACAGAUAUAACACUCGCUCAAGUAUCCUUCCGGAACCUUCUGAGCCUGAGGCCGAGGACACGAGACCCAGCUCAAGCACGGCGCCAGGACAGCUCCGUCCACGGGCAGUGUACCAACAUGGUACUCCUUCAUCCCAAUCGGCUGGUCAAGGUGACAAGACAAGCUCCCGCUCUAUACGUCCACCUACUUCAGUGAGCAAGCUUGCUGAGCCUCAAAAGGUUGGACUAGGCCGGUCUCAAUCAUUACGGAAGCCAAUUGCUACAUCUCAGAUAGGCCAGUCCUCAGUACUGAGCGGCCACGCUCGUACACAGUCUACCAGUACUAUAUCGACCGGGAGACGGGAUCUUGCAAAGGCAACUACCGGCACAGAGCGUCCCAAAUCUAUUUCCACAGCACCAAGCCGUAUUACAAAGGCCAGCAAUGCCUCUGUAGAUACAGUACCUAGCACUUCCAGAAUAUCGGCAAGGACCACAGGACUAGGACGCACGGCGAGUGUCAGGACUAGGUCCGAUGCACCAGCUGCUGUUGCCGGUAGUGGUGUGACAUCCAAGUCUGAAGAAUCUUCUGUGAUCCAGCCAAAGCGGAAAGAGGCAGCUGCAGAUGAAACUAAGAAGACCAGUCGGCCCGCUUUCAGUACCCUUCAACAGCACUUCACACCACGCAAGACCGGCAAAGCCCCGACUGCGUCAUUCAUCAACCCCGCUCCUCAGCCUGUAUCCCAUUCACUUCCUCCCGAGAUAGCCAGUCUACAGUCCGACCUACUUCAACUCCAUCUCUUACAUCGGUCAUCUGCGGACGUGAGUCAGCGCUGGGAGCAGAGUGCAAAGCGUGUUUUGCACUCCAAGUUUGACGAGGUUGCUAGUUUGCAUCAGGUCAUGCUAGAAAAUGAACGCGCUGGUCAAGAACAGAGGAACCUCCAAUCCUUACUUGAAUGGAGCAAUGGUGGCUCGACGGCAGGUCUAGUCGAGCAUGUACAGAUUCUCUCAGAACCUCUUCAUGAGCUUCCAUCGCUGGUCGAGCCAGGCGGUCGUCUCCAGCGUCUCGUAGUAGAUUUUGAGCAAUGGAUUUCGUGGGUGCAAGAGAUACGGUCUGCCCGGGGAGGUCAUGCUAGUGGAAGCAAUGCCCUUGGAACGAUCGAAGGUCUCGGAGAUUCAUGGAAGGCGGAAACUGCAGCGCUGAUCCGGAAGUUAACCGUAUUCGCUAAUGAUUUAGAGAGGCUGGCGUUACCGACACCCGGAUCGAGCAUUGCAUCCAUGGUCGACGCAUGCACGACCAUUUUGCGUGGGAUCCUAGAUGAGCUGCAGAUAAUGCAGAAGAUUGAGACUGAAGUCGUUUCAAGGGAGAAGACUUGGGUGGAAGACCGUCUUCGGACCAUUGCGCGAGACGUCAGCAUGCAUGCAUCGGAUAGCGGAGGGGAGAUGACGGCUUGGAGAGAUUGA
Molecule: messenger RNA, 1503 nt
Organism: Bipolaris victoriae FI3
Lineage: Eukaryota; Fungi; Ascomycota; Dothideomycetes; Pleosporales; Pleosporaceae
Exons: 2
Source: RefSeq, a predicted model, not a curated record